CCGAAACGGUUCUACCCAUCAUGCAGUGGGGCGUUAGGCUAUACCGUCACCCGUCCGGCCGGGAUUUCUGUGUACAGUCCCAGGGCUUCAUCUCUGGCCUUGCACAAACUGACCAACUGCAACGAAGGGAGCUGUAGAUAAGGCCAUCUCUGCAGGGGGGUCAGUCCAACAGCCCCAAGACAGCAGUGCCCCUGAGAUCUCAGAGAAGAGCCUAUGCACGGGGCCAGACUCUGGGCCAGCUGCCAAGAUGCCAAACUGUAUAGUUGAGAACUGCGGCAACUCCAGCUACAAGGCGUCCGAGAAAGGAGUAAAACUGCACACGUUUCCCACCAAAUUGGAGCGGGUGAAACUGUGGCUCCGGGCCAUUCCCCAGAAGUACGAGGACCUGGAUUCUUUUGCUCAGCAGAUUUUAGAGGCCAAAAAGACCAACCCGUAUCGCGUCUGCUCCGAUCACUUCCCCAAGGAAUGUUACGUUGAGACAAACGGGAAAUUUAUCUUGUCCAAAAAUGCUGUCCCUAGUAUCUUCUCUUGCCUCCCCCCGCCCGCCAAGCGCUUCUGCAUGGAUCCGGCCCACGCCGGUUGGAAAGAGAAACCCAAGGGGGUCGACGUUAGCACUCGCACGGACAUAUACAACUUCGGCAGGGACCGGGGCACUCAGUUUGAUCGUUACUAUGGAGUGAAGAGCAGGAAGGUCGCCACGGAACCCAAGAGCUUCACUAGGGACGUGGCCACAUUCACGGACCCACGGAUACAAACGGCCGAGCCGCAGAUCAGCAGCUGGGGGAAGAAGGUGAAAAUCAUCACCCCGAGGCCGUCGGUCAGUACAGCGGAUAAAUGGUCACAGUGCCCCGAGUAUGAUUUCUACCGGAGCCAGAGAGGGCGCUUCAAGGUUUGUCAGAAGGAAAUGGAGCUCUCCGAGGAGCAGACGGACCCAGUGAUGGGAAACAUGGAUAAAAGUCAGCGGAAUGAGAAAAUUCUGAAUCUCACACUGGAGAUUAUCUACUUGCUGAGUGGAGAGGAUUUUGCCGUAAUGAAGAAGUCAGGUGAUGGCGUCCCGCAGAGAUGCACCGACUGUAUGUUGGAAGGGUUCUGCCGGCGCCACACCCCGACGGUGUCGCAAACGUCCAGUGCCGCCAUACAGAAAGAGAAUGAUAAGAUUGUGCUGGAACUCAUCUCCAACAUCAUCCAGCUGCUGACUGGAGAGGAGUGGGGGUAUAUAAAAGGAAACAAGGCCCUUUACAGGGAAGAGAUAAUGGAGAAUUUCCAGCAGCUUUGCACAAAGGAUGGUGAUUAUGGAGAGCCGACGGGCACUGCCGCCCACUUACAAGCAACACUGUGUAGUAGAGUUGGUUCCAGCGAGACUGUGGGCAGAGGUGGGUGUCUGACAAACACUCCUACACCUGAGCACCCUACCCCAGAAAUUACUAUUAAAGAGGAACCGCCUUCAUGGGAAGAAGAAGAAGAAGAAAACUAUUACUGUAUAAAUGCCCAGUGGCAGGGAGCAGCUCCGUCCCCCGCCAUGGCGCGCAGUGCUAAUGUUAUAGCCACUUCUGUUAAAGAGGAGCCAAUUUCAUAUGAAGAAGAGGGAAGCCAUUCUGCCGCAGUGACAGAACAGACACCUACAGUCACACCCAGCCCUGUUUCUACAACCAGAGAGAAGCCGAGUUCAUGUAAAAGGAGAAACCAAUCGGAUUGCAGCAUUAAUCCCCUUAGAGAACAUAUACGAGGAACAGACACACCUACUCCUAUCACGGGGUGCCGCCCAAACACCGGCACGGCGCCUCAUUAUAUAUCCGAUGCCAAUAAGGAUAAGCUGGCUUCCCAUUGCAGCAGUAAGGCACCUAAAGAACAGAUACAGGGAGCAGAUACACCUACUCCUAUCAUGGGGAACAGCCUGGAUAACAGGUAGUCUGACGGAAUUCAUAGGGAGGCAGAAGAGGAAACAUUUCCAUGUAGAAAAGACAGUUGCUUUGUGGGGGGAUUUUAUAGGACGGUAUGUGAGGUGAGGGGGGGGGGGUGUUUUUACUGUACAUAAGCCCAUAGUAUGGAGCAAACUGGGCAGGGACCGAUUCCUCGUACUCGGGACACACGUUACUCCUCACUGGACAACGCACACCCCUCAGUAUUUCAAUGCUAACCCUUUACCGCGCGGGAUUCCUCUGUAAAUAUUCUGCGUUUGUAUCUGCUCGCUGGGCUUUUAGAAUCGACGUGUUGGGUCAGUUUUUCUGUUGCUAAACUACAAUUAACGUUUUUUAAAGGAUAAAAGAAACCGCGCACACAGUCACUUGAUAAUGUCCUGCGGUGUAAUUAAACAUGCGUCACAAAGUAAUACAUAUGGUUUAUAUAGUGAUCUAUUGAUUUGUGUCCCGCCCCCAGCAAUAUUCCCCCUGUUCUGUAAGCGUGGGGUAUGUAUACACACUCAAUAUUAUGGAGUAUAAAUCCUGCCCAUGCCUUACUAACCCCCGGCCUGGCUCAGCACAAAUAUAUGGUUUGUUUUAUGGCUUCACUAGGUUGGUGAAUGGGACAUAAUGGCUGAAGGUGGCCAUACACGGGCCAAUUCUAGCCGCCAAUAUUGGUUCUUUAGACCGAUUCAACAGCUUAUCUGCCCAUGUAUAGGCAGUAACGACGGGCCUGCCGACCAAUAUAUCGAGCAAAUCUCGAUCGGGCAGGUUUUAUUUUUUCCUCGGAUCAGGGACUGCAUUGGCUCGUCAAUAUGGUCCCUGAACCAACGGACGCAUAUACCCGCCCAUGUAAUUCGAUCGUUUGGCCCCAGGGCCAAACAACCGAAUUAGCCCAAUAUCGGCCACCCGUAGAUGGGGAUAUCGGGAGAAGAUCCACUCGCUUGGCGACCUCGGCUCUUACCUUUAGACUGAUGAUAGAGGUAAGUACAUGUAGCUGGAUAAUAGGGAUGCAACAAAUCCAGGAUUGGGUUCGGUAUUCGGCCUUUUUUGGCAGGGUUCGGUUUCGGCCAAAUCUAUAGUCUUGGCUGAACCGAAUCCUAAUUAGCACAAAUUAGCAUAACCUUUCUGUAUUCGGAUGAAUCUGUCGGGGGGGGGGGGGGGGGUGCAUCCUUACUGGAUCCUGCCCUGCCCUGGGGCAGUGGUUCCCAAACUGUGGGGUUGGCGCCAAUAAAGGGCCCAAAACAGUAGAGAAU
Molecule: messenger RNA, 3154 nt
Organism: Xenopus tropicalis (tropical clawed frog)
Lineage: Eukaryota; Metazoa; Chordata; Amphibia; Anura; Pipidae
Product: oocyte zinc finger protein XlCOF29-like
Exons: 7
Coding region: 248-1909 (553 amino acids)
Biological process (GO): endothelial cell proliferation; regulation of DNA-templated transcription
Cellular component (GO): nucleoplasm; nucleus
Molecular function (GO): DNA-binding transcription factor activity; DNA binding; sequence-specific DNA binding
Source: RefSeq, a predicted model, not a curated record